Messenger RNA from Trifolium pratense (red clover), 4205 nucleotides. Its product is annotated as receptor-like protein EIX2. Gene Ontology annotation, molecular function: protein binding. Lineage: Eukaryota; Viridiplantae; Streptophyta; Magnoliopsida; Fabales; Fabaceae. The transcript has a single exon. The record is from RefSeq and is a predicted model, not a curated record. The coding region runs from base 377 to 2758 and encodes 793 amino acids.
AAUGUUUAACAGUCAAAGUCUGGUAGAAUGCAAUUUGUUUAAUAGCAUAUCACUGUCAAUGCUUGUUUUAAAUAUUGUAUUGUAUUGAAAUUACACAAAAAAAAAAAAUAUUAUACAAACAAGCCAAAGUUCAACUAAACAAGACAGUGUACUAUCAAAUACUAUAUAGCUCUCUCCUUAACUUUUAUGUAACAAAUGUAUUUAUUUGUCUCUUUAUGCUACGCCAUAUGAUUCUAAGUCUUCUCCUCUUUUUUCAAAAGUCUUUCGUUUUUAAUGGUUUCCGGUUAGCUAACAUCUUAUUAUAUAAUCACACUACAAUCACAUUCCCAUUUGCAGUACAACUGUUUUUUCUUCUGAUCCAAACAAUCGAUCAUUCAUGACCAUUCUUACUUUGCAAAUGUCACUUCUUUUUCUUCUACUUUUAUCUUUAACCACAUUUCACAAAACCAUGUCUACCAAUGAACACAGAUUGGUUCAAUGCAAUGAGAAAGAUCAAGAGACUUUGUUAAUCUUCAAAAAGGGAAUCAAUGAUAGUUCAUAUGAUAAGAUAUCAACAUGGUCAACCGAAAAAGAUUGUUGUGCAUGGGAAGGAGUUCAUUGUGACAACAUUACUGGCAGAGUUACAGAACUUGAUCUUAAACAGUAUCUUCUGAAAGGUGAGAUCAACUUGUCUAUCCUAGAACUUGAGUUUCUUACUUACUUAGAUUUGAGUUUGAAUGAUUUUAAUGUGAUAAAUAUUCCAACCACUGAACACAACAUCACACAUGCAUCUAAACUUUUCUACCUUGACUUAUCCGGCAACUUGGGUGUUGAUCUUCACAUGGAUGAUCUUCAAUGGAUUACUCCACUUUCUUAUUUGAAAUAUCUGAACCUUAGUGGAAUUGAUCUUCAUAAGGAAACCAAUUGGCUCCAAGCAUUGGCUACACUUCCUUCACUAUUAGAAUUACACUUGAUUGAAUGUAAACUGAACAACUUCAUGACCAACCCAUCUAUUGAAUAUUUGAAUCUGUCUUCACUUCUAACUCUUGAUCUUUCUUUCAACAACUUCUCCUCUCAAUUACCUAAGGGGAUUUUUAAUCUCACCAAAGAUCUCAACUAUCUUGUCCUUUGGGGAAACAAAAUACAUGGUGAGAUACCUUCAAGCUUGCUAAACCUUCAAAAUUUGAGAUUGCUUGAUCUCUCUUAUAAUCAAUUACAAGGAUCAAUUCCAGAUGGAAUAGGCCAACUACCAAAUAUUCGACACCUUGGUCUUUACAGUAACAUGUUAAGUGGUUCCAUUCCUUCAACUAUAGGAAACCUCUCAUCCUUACAUCACUUAUCUAUUGGCUAUAAUAAUUUCUCAGGUGAAAUUUCAGAAAAAACUUUUUCCAAACUCUAUAAUUUAGAUUCUCUAGACUUGAGAGAUUCAAAAUUUGUAUUCCAAUUUGAUUUGGAUUGGGUUCCUCCUUUUGAACUCCAAUACCUUUCAUUGAGCGAUACAAAUCAAGGUCCAACCUUUCCAUCUUGGAUAUAUACACAGAAGUCACUGCAAGUGCUCGACUUAUCGAGCUCGGGAAUUGCACUAGUAGAUAGAAACAAGUUUUCGAGCCUAAUAGAAACAAUACCAGAUAUUAUUUUGUCAAACAAUUCCAUGACCGAAGACAUAUCAAACCUAACACUAAAGGGCAAUUACUUAGCGUUGGAUCACAAUAAUUUCACAGGAGAACUCCCACACAUAUCACCAAUGGGAGUUUCGGUUGAUUUUUCUUUCAACUUCUUCUCAGGAUCAAUUCCACAUAGUUGGAAGAACUUGAAAGAUUUACAAUACGUUAACUUGUGGAGUAAUAACUUAUCUGGUGAAGCUCUAGUGCAUCUCUCUAAUUUGAAAAAAUUGAAGAUCUUGAACUUGGGAGAAAAUGGAUUUUCUGGAACCAUACCAAUCAAGAUGUCACAACACUUAGAAGUGGUCAUAUUGAGAGGUAACCAAUUUGAAGGGGAUAUUCCACUACAGAUAUUCAACCUCUCUGAUAUGUUUCAUUUGGACCUUGCACAUAACAAUCUUUCAGGAUCUAUACCAAAGUGUGUCUACAACUUAACUCAAAUGAUUAAUUCUACAAGGAACGAUCCAUCUAUGGCUGUAGUUGAGUUGUUUACAAAAGGUCAAGAAUAUUAUGUGCAAAAUAUUUACACAAGUAGGCAAACAAUUGACCUUUCAUCUAAUAACUUGUCUGGAGAAGUGCCAUUGGAAUUAUUUCAGCUUGUUCAACUUCAAACGUUAAACUUAUCUCACAAUAACUUGAUUGGAACAAUACCAAAGACAAUUGGAGGCAUGAAAAAUAUAGAAUCUCUCGAUCUCUCCAAUAAUAAGCUUUGUGGUGAAAUUCCUCAGAGCAUGGCUCUCUUAAACUUUUUAGGUUAUUUGAAUUUAUCUUGCAAUAAUUUUAAUGGAAAAAUACCAAUAGGAACUCAACUUCAAAGUUUUAAUGCAUCGAGCUACAUUGAAAAUCCAAACCUAUGUGGAGCUCCUCUUAAAAAUUGUUCCACAAAAGAAGAAAAUCCCAAAACUGCAACAUCUCCCAAGAAUGAAGAUGAUGACUCGAUAAUAGAAUCAUUGUAUCUAGGGAUUGGAGUCGGAUUCGCGGUAGGUUUCUGGGGGAUAUGUGGUUCUUUGUUUCUUAUUAGGAAGUGGAGGCAUGCAUACUUUCGGUUUACUAAUGGAGUGGGUGACAAGCUAUAUGUAACUUUGAUUGUAAAGUUAAAUAGAUUUCACAGAAAUUAAGCUCCUGCUAGUUAAGGUUAGUGAAACCUACUUCACAUAUUUAUUGAUUAUAGUAGAGUAUUUUGUUUUUGCGUUUCGAAUUCAAUUUGUGUAAGAUUUCUCUUAAUAUAGAUGAAAUAAAUUAUUAUCUAUUAAUUACUAUACAGAACUUCUAGCAAUGUAAUUUGUGAUAGAUAAAUUGCAAGUAUACAAUUAUCGUCAAGUAGUAAUUAAGAUAUCGUGUCCACGAGGAUUGUCUUUAACUUUGAACCAAAAAAAUUAAACCAAUGCUUACGAGAAAAUAAAAGAAUAUUUGGGGGGAUUUAUUCAUAAGAAUUUGUUGAAAACGAAAAUUGGAAUUUUAUCGAACCGUUGGCGGGCGAUUGGAUCUCUUAGGUUCAUCUCAAAGUAAUUUGUUUGGUGAAUCAUAUUAUACACUCAUGAAUUACUCAACUAGUUUCAAGAUUUAAUCAUGUAAGAGUAUAUCAUGUAAUCUUGUAUUAGAUAGACUAUAAGGAAUAAGUAAGUCUUAUAGGAUAAGAAUAGAUAGCAGCUGGUGUAUUAGUCGUCGCAUAUGAGACUAAUACACCCCCAAGGUCACUCUAUAUAUAUGAGGACCCUAACUGUUUGUAAUCACAAUUGAGAAAUCAGAAAUAACAAACCAACAGAAUCAGUUACGAUUUUGUAUUUUCAAAGACAUCGGUUCUAUGUUACAUAUAUUUACUUAUGAUUCAAGAGGUUGCAAAGUGAAAAAUUCUACAAUAAGAUUCACAAAUUAAACAAGAUGCAGAACAAUAGUCUUUUUUUAUUCAACCGAAUUGCCUUGCUGUCUAAUUCCAUUUUGAUUUUUGCAUAAUUUGUUAUCUGGGUUCAUUGCAGUAUCGUUCAAACCAUCACUUACAUGGAAUUUUAAUCUUGAGACAAACAUCAAAUAUUGGCAUAGAUGACUUUAAAAUGAACAGUUUGAGUUGAGUGAUGGUUUAAACUAUAAACUGAAAACUUUCAUUGAAAUUUAUCUUCGUAUGUAUAUUAAUCGAGAAACACAAUACCGCUAUGUUGUACUCGAACUUCAGACUGAAGUCGUGUCCAGUGUCCGACACAACACCAACACGUGUGGUUACAUUUAAUCACUUCUAUUUCCUUAAAUUACUAUUGUGGUCUACAUAUUAAUAUAUAUGUUCCAUGUGUAGUGCAGAACCAUGUGUCAGUGAUUCAUAGCUAUGACAUUCUGCAAUCUACUAAAAUUUUCAUGAAAAAUUUUUCUGUGCAAAAUGAAAUAUCUCGAGGUGUAUUAGGGGAUUGGGUAGUUGUGUCAUGUGUGUCAGUAAGUGAGAGGGUUCCCAAAUAUUUUUCUAUUCAAAAUUCAGUAAAAUUCAUCCCAGACAUAUUGUAGUGCUAUAACUAGCUCUGUCGUUUCCCCUGUUGUUUGGUUAGUACGUAUGACCGCACACAAUUUAGAGACCAAAAG